Molecule: messenger RNA, 1149 nt
Organism: Misgurnus anguillicaudatus (oriental weatherfish)
Lineage: Eukaryota; Metazoa; Chordata; Actinopteri; Cypriniformes; Cobitidae
Product: transmembrane O-methyltransferase homolog
Biological process (GO): dopamine metabolic process; developmental process; catecholamine catabolic process
Molecular function (GO): catechol O-methyltransferase activity
Source: RefSeq, a predicted model, not a curated record
CGGUCAUGAGCGCGUUCGGAUUCCCGUGGCCAGAGAUGUUCAACUGCAGCCGCUUUCCUGAUGGAUCGGACCUCUGUGUCCCUGGAGAGAAAGAGCAGAACACCGAGACCACCGAUCUACCCAAAGAAGAGAGAUGUGUUUUAGAUGUUUUUGGAUGUUGUGAGAGAUGUCGCUGACCGAACAAAGUUUAGGAGAUCAUUGCACCUGUAAGGAAUGGUGAAGGUGAAUGUGUCCUUUAGUGAAGGUUCUGCUAUCUGUGAGGUUUGCACUCCAGACUCAGAUGCAGAGUCAGAGAUCCAUCAGAACUUCUGUAAGACUCAGUUUGGUUGGAGGUGAAGAUGGUUUCUCCGGCAAUAGCGUUGGCCUUUAUUCCUCUGGUACUCACAAUGAUCAUCCGCUAUCGGCAUUACUUUGUGCUGCUGUAUCGGGCCGUACUGAUCCGCUGGGUGCGAGACUGUUUAACAGGUCUCAGUCGUGAGGAGCGGGCCUAUCAGUACAUUCUGACCCACGCCACACCUGGUGACUCACAGAGCAUCCUGGACACAUUUGACCAAUGGUGCAGUCAAGUUGAGUUUAUAAGUAACAUUGGCCCAAAGAAAGGUAAGAUUCUGGAUCGGUUAAUUCAGGCUCACUGUCCGCUCACUAUUCUGGAGUUGGGUACACACUGUGGGUACAGCACCGUUCGCAUGGCACGUCAUCUGCCCAUCGGUGCUCGAAUUUACUCAGUUGAGAUGGAUGAACAAAAUGCUGCCAUUGCAGAUAAAGUCAUUCGGCUGGCAGGUUUUGAUGAAGACAUGGUGGAGCUGAUCGUACGUCCAUCAGAUGAAGUGAUCCCACGUUUACGUGAGGACUACGGCGUUGAACAUCUCGACCUGGUGUUUAUGGACCAUUGGAAACGCUGUUAUCUGCCUGACCUGCAGCUGUUGGAAGGUUCUGGUCUUCUCGGUGAAGGAUCUCUCAUUAUUGCAGAUAACGUCAUUUUUCCAGGAGCACCGAAUUUCCUGCGGCACGCCCGGCGCUCGGGCCUCUAUGAGCUCCGGGUUCACCGUGCCACGCUGGAAUACAUCCGUGGAAUCCGUGACGGUAUGGCCGAGCUGACUUUCCUCGGGAUCAAGUGAAAGAUGUUUGAGUUUUAUCUAUGCCUAUACA